AUGUUCGUCGAGAAAAUUUCCAUUUACUUGCUUGGUGCCACGUUUUAUUUUUCACGUAUCACCAAGCAAGACAUCGACGUCAAGCAUAAUUCCGACCCUUCUGCACGUGAUACCACGUUUAAUGAAAUUCUUGCCAAUCGUGAUGCCAGGUUCUUAACCGAACUCACCGAUUACCGUGCCAAAUUUAACGCUGAACUUACCUCACGCGACGAAAACUUUACAGCGGAGGUCCAAAGAAUCUUGACAAUGCUAAAUACUUCUACUGCGAGACUCGACGAAAUCGAACGUGUCUUCCAAGCUUACAAUAACAAUUUUGAAAGGAUUUUAUUAGAAUUUGCAUCAAUUAGAGAAACUAUCGUAAUACUCCAAAACGGGAAACACUAUGCGAUCGUCCGAAGAAUCGAUCCUAUCGAGGAGCCAGAACUUCAAGAUAUUGCUCUAUCCGACCAGCAAAGUGAAGCAAAUUUAUCCGAAAAUUCUUCCGAAAGCUCUGAAAGGGGAUGUUCUUUAGACGAAAUGUGUAAUAUCGUAGCAGUUGAAAUUCUUAAUCUUAGAAUAGGAAAGCUUGGUAGUAAAUUAGACAAAAUCGGUACUUGGAUCGAUAGUAAAGCAAAUAAUAGCUUGUCUGGUCGUUCCAACUAUCAAUUACCUCCCGAGGUUGGCCGUUUUUCAGGAAAAAAGUGGAGUGAAAUUUCAGCCCGCACGGCUCAAAAAGAUUUGCAAAAAGAAGCGCAAAAUUAUGUCAUCCGCAAAAAUUGGGAUCUUUAUUCGAGUUUACUAGACAAUCAUAAUUUGAUAAUGAAUGGUAUGGGUCAACAACAGCAUAUUAUGGACAUUGGCUUAUUAGAAUCCGCCUUUCAUAGGCCGAAGUUCAUGUUUUUUUAUGAAAAAGCAUCACUAUAUAGAAUGGCCGCCGGUCUCGGAGAGAGUAUCAUUAAGAACCAUCCAUUUUUGGAUGGGAAUAAGAGAGCCGGUCACCUUUCCAUUUCUGCAUUUUUACUUCUCAAUGGUUAUGAUUUGGUUGCGGAUAAAGUGUCAACUGAGAAAAUUACGUUGGGUGUAGCGAUGGGUAAUAUUAAUAUAGAUAUUCUGGAGUCUUGGAUUGCUAGUAAUGUAAAACCUUAUGAAUGA
Ambispora gerdemannii is the source of this 1131-nucleotide messenger RNA. The record is from the annotation of a GenBank genome assembly. NCBI's taxonomy places the organism in Eukaryota, Fungi, Glomeromycota, Glomeromycetes, Archaeosporales, Ambisporaceae.